Messenger RNA from Cherax quadricarinatus, 4002 nucleotides. RefSeq lists its product as uncharacterized. The record is from RefSeq and is a predicted model, not a curated record. Lineage: Eukaryota; Metazoa; Arthropoda; Malacostraca; Decapoda; Parastacidae.
AGGUAAUGAGGUGGAACUUCACCAGCAGUCACCAGAGUGCUCCAGCCUCUUGACUGGCCCAGGUAGUGAUAAAGGUUGUAUGAUCUGAGUAUUCCUGGCUAAUGGAAAAUCCAAAAUAAUCAAACAAGAGCGAUGGAAUGUAAACUGCAAUGCUGCAACUGAAGUACGUGCAGUAGACAGGAAAAGGAAUAUAGUGUUGCUGUGUAGUAAAUAUGAAAAAAUGAAUGGGUGUGCAUGAACAGUUGUGUGCUAUGAUGAUGAACAGCAAGAUUGUUAAUGCUUUUCUCAAGAUAACUACAUAGUGAAAAUUGAAAGAUCACAAUGAAAUUAUCACUGGUGUCAAUACGCAGACGAUGUCGCUUUUGGAGCCGGCGAUGUGAAUGGAUGUUUUUGUUAUUAGUGGUGUUCGGUAUGAUUAUAACAAUGCAUUAUUGGAUAGUGGCUAAAAAAGACAUUGAGGAACAACCCCCUUGUAUAGUGUUGCAAGAACAGAGGCGAGGACUGUUCCCAUUGUUAUCUGCAGUGUCAACACUUCUUUCUCAUCUCUCUAUCACACAUUUUCUUUGUUAUGACUCCUUAUGGGGGGCAAUACAGGAAUCAGGCCCACUGCCCUGGGAUGUGCAUGCCCACCUUUGUGCUCUUAAUGAAAAGGUAUCUGUGCAUGAUGAGGCUGAACUAUUAAGAGCUUUCAGACGUCGUGGGCUGACCCUAGAAUACAGCUCUGCUGAAGGCCAGUACACUAUUAGGAAUUCGUCUUCCGAAGCUGUAAACUUUGAAGUCCCAACAGUCCGUGUGGUGCUUUUUGAGGAAGACGAUAGGUUGCACAUGUUACGACGAGUAGGCUGGCGACGGCGUGUAUUACCGCCUGACUGUGAUGCUCAUCCCACUCUACAGUGCUUUCCCCCAAAUCUAGCUGCACUGCCUCUGCCAAUGCGACCUUUUGGCCCUCUCACUCUGCCUGCCCCCAGAGAAGACAUAGAUUUACUCAAGUUUCACUACCCAGACACUUGGUGGAGACCUCUUCAGCCUCACUGUUAAUUACUUCACUUGUUUUAGAGGUGCGAGUACUUUACAUAUGCUGAAAAUCAUCCUAAUUUCUCUACUUCUGGCUGAUACUAUGAUGAUCUCACAUGAGGUUUUGGUUUUAUUGGCUGAAGCAACACUGCCACUCUGCAUUGAACUUGGAUUUGUCAACAGACAUUGAUGGUUUUUCAGAAGAUGCUUCUAUUGAAUAGUUUCUGACAUGCAAUGGAACACCUCUUCAUUGGUCAAUAGUUUUUUUUUUUUUGUCCCGUGCAAGGGCUUUCUUCAGUCAACAUUUAUCUAAACCUACUGAACUUUUUAAUUAAAUUUGUAUACUGUAGUUUGGACAUUAUACAGUAUACAGUGGACCCCCGGCAUACGAUAUUAAUCCCUUCCUGAGAGCUCAUCAUAUGCCGAAACUAUCGUAAGGCGAAUUAAUUUUCCCCAUAAGAAAUAAUGGAAAUCAAAUUAAUCCGUGCAAGACGCCCAAAAGUAUGAAAAAAAAGUUUUACCACAUGAAAUAUUAAGUUUAAUGCACACAAACUGAAGAAGACAUGCACAGUUAGUAGAUCUGGUGAUGAUUGAUGGGAUGGGAGGAGGGGAGAAUGUCGAAGUUGUUAUUGUUUAGAAGGGGAAUCCCCUUCCAUUAGCACUUGAGGUAGCAAGUCCUUUUCUGGGGUUACUUCCCUUCUUCUUUUAAUGCCACUAGGACCAGCUUGAGAGUCAGUGGACUUCUGUCGCACAACAUAUCUGUCCAUAGAGGCCUGUACCUCUCGUUCCUUUAUGACUCUUCUAAAGUGGUUCACAACAUUGUCAUUGUAAUAGUCACCAGCACAGCUUGCAAUAGCUGUGUGAGGGUGAUUUUUCAUCCAUAAAGGUUUUCACCUUUGUCCACAUUGUACACAUUUCUUUAAUCUUUGAAGUAGGCAACUUCAUCAAUUUCUCUAUCCCCUCCUCCGAAGCAGUUUCCUCAGGUCUGGCCUCUUGCUGUUGAAGAUGAUCUAGCAGCUCAUCAGUGGUUAGUUCUUCAUUGUCCCCCUCCACCAACUCUUCCACAUCCUCCCCACUAACCUCCAACCCCAAGGACUUCCCCAAUGCCACAAUGGAUUCCUCAACUGGCAUACGAUUCCCAGGGUUAGCCUCAAACCCUUCAAAACCCCUUUUGUCUACACAUUCUGGCCACAGUUUCUUCCAGAGUUCAAGGUCCUCUUAGUCACUUCCUCCCAAGCCUUACCUAUAAGGUUUACACAAUUGAGGAUAUGAAAGUGAUCCUUCCAAAACUCUUUUAGAGUCAAUUGAGUGUCUGUGGUCACUUCAAAGCAUUUUUGAAACAGCUUUUGUGUACAGUUUCUUGAAGUUGGAAAUGACCUGCUGGUCCAUGGGCUGUAGGAGAGGAGUGGUAUUAGGAGGCAAAAACUUGACCUUAAUGAAGCUCAUGUCCCCAGAAAGUCACUCUGCCAAGUCUGUAGGAUGACCAGGGGCAUUGUCUAAUACCAGGAGGCACUUAAGGUCUAAUUUCUUUUCAAUUAGGUAAUUUUUCACAUUGGGGGCAAAUGCAUGGUGUAACCAGUCAUAGAAAAAGUCCCUAGUGACCCAUGCCUUACUGUUUACCCUCCACAGCACACACAAAUUAGCCUUGAGGACAUUGUUUUGCCUGAACGCUCUGGGAGUUUCAGAGUGAUACACCAAUAAAGGCUUCACUUUGCAAUCACCACUAGCAUUGGCACACAUCAGAAGAGUAAGCCUGUCUUUCAUAGGCUUAAGUCCUGGGAGUGCCUUUUCCUCAUGAGUAAUGUAGGUCCUGCUUGGCAGUUUCUUCCAAAACAGGCCUGUUUCGUUGCAAUUAAACACUUGUUCAGGUUUAAAUUCUUCGCUGUCUAUGUAAUCCUUGAAUUCCUUCACAUAUUUUUCAGCUGCUUUUUGGUCCGAAUUGGCAGCCUCACCAUGCCUAAUCACACUAUGUAUGCCACUACGAUUCUUAAAUCUUUCAAACCAACCUUUGCUGGCCUUAAAUUCACUCACAUUACCACUAGUUGCAGGCAUUUUUUCAAUUAAAUCCUCAUGCAACUUCCUAACCUUUUCACAUAUAAUCGCUUGAGAUAUGCUAUCUCCUGCUAUCUGUUUUUCAUUCAUCCACACCAAUAACAGUCUCUCAACAUCUUCUAACACUUGCGAUCUCUGUUUUGAAAACAGACAUGCACCUUUUGCAAUAACAGCUUCCUUGAUUGCUGUUUUCUUGGCCACUAUAUUAGCGAUGGUUGAUUGGGGUUUGGUAUACAACCUGGCCAGCUCCGACACACGCACUCCACUUUCGUACUUUGCAAUUAUCUCUUUCUUCAUUUCCAUAGCAAUUAGCGCCCUUUUUCCCGCAGGCUUGGCACUAGAAGCUUUCUUGGGGCCCAUGGUGACUUAUUUUGCAGAAACAAGCACCAAAAACACUGUGAUAAUAUGGAAUGUACCGAAUGUAUGCUUAGAUGCGAGCACACUGGCUGGCUUGUAAAUACUGGCACACAUGGGGCAGUUCAGGCCACACAUGGGCGUGUCCUGGACGAAUCACGUGUGGCGAGGCAAAAUUUUUGUGUUAAAAUGUAACGUAUGCCGAUGCCAUCAUAUGCCGGGGUCCACUGUAUACUGUAUUUCUAAGUCUUGAAUGGUAUGCGGUUAAAAUUUUGAAAACAGUGAUAAAACAAAAUUUAAAAACAAUGCAGGCUUUCUUGCUUGAGCUUAUAUAGAUGCAAGAAAACUGCUCAUUAUAAUAAUGGCCUUGGAAUUUGUAGACUAAUGAACUAUAUUUAUUUAGGGAAAGAUUUAUUUAAUAUUAAAACAAAUAAUAAAUAUCUUUAUGAUAUAUGCUGUAUGUAUUAAUAAUAUUCAGUAUGACAUUAUUAAUACCAUUUCUACUAAUAGUGCAUUUGCAAAGAAUCUUCCUCUAUUGUUGCUCAGAUGUCACUGGUUUUCAAAUUAAAUGUAUGUAGAAGA